Molecule: messenger RNA, 2851 nt
Organism: Seriola aureovittata
Lineage: Eukaryota; Metazoa; Chordata; Actinopteri; Carangiformes; Carangidae
Gene: nox1
Product: NADPH oxidase 1
Exons: 13
Coding region: 100-1800 (566 amino acids)
Biological process (GO): defense response; superoxide anion generation
Cellular component (GO): NADPH oxidase complex; plasma membrane
Molecular function (GO): superoxide-generating NAD(P)H oxidase activity
Source: RefSeq, a predicted model, not a curated record
GGAGGGAGGAGUCCUGACAGGAAGGUAUAAAAUAAAAACAAAGUCCAGGCAGACUGAGGAUGCAGGGAAGCUGCUGCGAGUAAAGAUAACGCGCUCAGCAUGGGGAACUGGAUUAUCAAUCAUGGACUUACAUCCUUCAUACUGGUGGUCUGGAUGGGCAUCAACAUCUUUCUUUUCGUCUGGUUUUACUUCUUCUACGAUUUGGGGCCGCAGUUUUUCUACACCCGUCAUCUAUUAGGGGCGGCCUUGGCGUGGGCCAGAGCUCCUGCUGCCGUCCUCAACUUCAACUGCCUGCUGAUCCUCCUCCCGGUGUGCAGGAACCUGCUUUCUCUGAUCCGAGGCUCCUUCAUGUGUUGUGGAAGAACAAUGAGGAAACAGCUGGAUAAAAAUCUGAGUUUUCACAAGCUGGUGGCGUACAUGAUAGGGCUGAUGACAGCCGUUCACAUCAUUGCCCAUUUGUUGAACGUGGAGUGGUACAACAACAGCAGACAAGGAGUUUAUGACAAACUCAGCAUUGCUCUGUCCAACCUGGAGGACACAGACAACACCACCUACCUGAACCCAAUCCGCAAAACAGACAUCGAUCCGCAGCAGAUCCCAACGUACUUUGUCUUCACCACCAUCGCUGGCCUGACGGGUGUCAUCAUCACUCUGGCCCUCAUCCUCAUCAUCACCUCCUCCAUGGAGGUCAUCAGACGCAGCUACUUUGAAGUCUUCUGGUACACACACCAUCUCUUCAUCAUCUUCUUCGCCGGUCUCGUCUUUCACGGCGCCGGACGCAUUGUGAGGAGUCAACAGACAACAGACCCGGUGCACAACGUCACCUUUUGUAAAGACCGCAGUGAUGAAUGGGGACGGAUUCCUGAGUGUCCCAUCCCUCAGUUUGCCGGAGGGUUCCCACAGACGUGGAUGUGGGUGAUUGGUCCAAUGAUCCUGUAUCUUUGUGAACGUCUGGUGCGCUUCAUUCGUUACAUGCAGAGAGUCACAUACAGGAAGAUCGUGAUGCGGCCGUCCAAAGUGCUGGAGCUGCAGCUGGUAAAGAGCGGUUUCAAGAUGGACGUGGGUCAGUACAUCUUCCUCAACUGCCCGGCCAUCUCUCAGCUGGAGUGGCACCCGUUCACCAUGACCUCUGCUCCCGAGGAGGACUUCUUCAGCGUCCACAUCCGCUCGGCCGGGGACUGGACCGACAAACUCAUCGACAUCGUGCAGAACCUACCAGAGGGAGCGCAGGGACCAAAAAUGGGAGUGGAUGGGCCCUUUGGCACAGCCAGCGAGGACGUAUUCGACUAUGAGGUCAGCAUGCUGGUCGGUGCUGGUAUCGGAGUCACUCCCUUUGCCUCCAUCCUCAAAUCCAUCUGGUACAAGUUCAAAGAAUCCAACCCUAAACUGCGCACCAGGAAGAUCUACUUCUACUGGCUUUGCCGGGAAACACACGCCUUUGAGUGGUUUGCCGACCUCCUGCAGGUGCUGGAGAAAGAGAUGGAGGAGAGAGGCAUGGGGGAUUUCCUCACUUACAAACUCUAUCUGACCGGAUGGGAUCAGAGCACUGCUCAUCAUGUGAGGGUUCGCUUCGAUCAGGACACAGAUGCGGUCACUGGGCUCAAACAGAAAACUCACUAUGGCAGACCCAUCUGGGACAAGGAAUUCGAACAAGUCCGCAAAGAGAACCCCAUGUCUGUGGUGGGAACUUUCCUAUGCGGCCCUGUAGCUCUAGGAAAAGUCUUGGAGAAGAAAUGCGUCAAAUACUCCGACGUGGAUCCUCGGAAGACCAAGUUUUACUUCAACAAGGAGAACUUCUGAGCAGAGAACCCGCAAGUGGGAUUUUUUGAAGAGGAAGUUGUUUUUUUUGUUUUUUUAUUCCAUUCACUGUGGGUUAACUAUGACAAAGCUACCUGACAACCUGAGGCACUAGCUGGGUGUGUUUUGACACACUAUUCUGCACACUGAUGAAAAGGCAUAGCAUGUUUCUAUUUCUGUACCACUCAGGGACCAACCUCUUUUUCCAUCUUAAACCUUGAUAGAAACAUGAUUCAUGACUUACAUGCUCAAUUAGGCCUGUAAACUCAGUGUAUCAUUAACUUUCUUGUGAAGUCCUUUCACACUUGAACAAGAUUAUAAGGAAGAAUUUUACUGAUAAGGAGGAAUCAGGACCUCAAGGGUUUUUUGUCACUGCUGUACAUUUGUUAGUUCAUCAUGUGGAAAAAUACCUUUUUUGCACAAAGAAAGAUUAACAGUUAAAUGAGCCGCUUUCAGGUACAUAUGGUAAAUUACAGUUGGCUACUACAGCAGCUAACAUUUAACUCCACAGUUGAAUAAUCUGCCUGUGAUUUUCUUGUGAAUGUAAAAAAAAAAAAUAAUGAAAACUACCCAUCAGUUUCUUUUGUCUGUAAAAAUGUCUUGUUUUAUCCAACCAUGAGUCCAAAGCCCACAAAGAUUGAGUUGACUUUCCUGUAAGUCAAAGAAAAGCAGCAAAUCAUCGCAUUUAAAGCUGGAACCAGUGAAUUUCUAUCAUUUGUUUUCUUGCAAAAUGACAAAUGAUUAAAUGAGUGAUGAUAAAUUAUUUCCCAUCAAACAACCAAGUUGUGAGUGUGAGCAAUUUAUCACAUCCUUUUUCCAUUUGAGCUUUCCUGGGUAAGCAAAUGUUCUUUGAACACGAUUUGUUAUAACCUGUUAAACUGGCUGCUAUUUCCUCAUCUGAAUGAUAGACUGUCAGUCACGUAGCCUGGUUCCAAUCAUCCUUCUAAGACUAGGAGCAGCUUGGUAAUUGACAUUAUUUCACAAUCUACUGUUUUUAAUAGACUUUUCUUGUAUAUAUUCCCAACUCUUUUUGAAUAAAUGAUGAAUAAAAACA